Messenger RNA from [Torrubiella] hemipterigena, 4041 nucleotides. The record is from the annotation of a GenBank genome assembly. NCBI's taxonomy places the organism in Eukaryota, Fungi, Ascomycota, Sordariomycetes, Hypocreales, Clavicipitaceae.
UGUAGAGACCUCCAUUUUACGACUUUAAUCACCAUUAAAGCCAACAUCGCCGCCCGGCAGCAACAAACGGAAAUAAUUGGCAAUAAAUCCUUUAGAAAUCGAGAAGAGAGAAUUUUCACUCGGAAUCUCUCAAAAUUCCUGUUACCACGCCCCAGCAUACGCAGAACCCUUGCUGCCCGGACAUGUUGCUUUAGAAGUGAGGCUGCCCUUUCAGCACAAUUCCUUUGUUCGCCAUCGGACGUGGCUUUCCCUUUCCGCACCCAAUUCUUGAUCAAUGGGACCCGUGCUUGUUGCUAGCAUGGUCCAAGCAGGAGUUGGUGAAGCUUCGUCCAACAAAGUUCACCCAUUCUUUACGAAACCGACACCAACCGACGCCGCUUCCCAGGCGACGCCCACCAGUCACGCGACGGAUACCCACGUCCAACAUACGCCUAUCCAGCCUGAUCAUGGAUUCAACUAUGUCAACCAGUUCGCGGAUCCAGGUCAGGUGAUGGACUAUCAAAUGUCGGACGUCCAACCGACACAUGCAGUCUUCGCCGAGCCGAUGCCACUCGAUCCCAUGUUAACUGCUGCCUUUGAGCCUGGCCCCAUCGCGCCAUCGUCAAAGCCGGUGUUUGAUAUCUUCAAGAAACGAGAGACAGAUAUCACAUCAUCCAGCACCGCAGCGUUUGGAGUUGCUCCACAAACCUUUCAUUCAACAAACGCCGUUCCACCCUUGCCGCCAUUGCUAGCAGAGCAGCCCCCCAGCGCGUACCAAGCGACAAUAAACGCGAACGAUAUGCAACCACCUGCUUCCGAACGAAAGGUUUUAAAAUUCAACCUACGAACAGGCACACUCGGUUCACCGCCAAAGCCUAAAGCGCCUCCGAAGCCCACCCGACUUGUUACACUGAGAUAUGGUACCAGUGAUGAAUCACGGCAAGCUGUAGGCGAGAAAGUCACUGCCAUCCUCAACGGCACUAUCUUAUUCCCUACAACACCGCCAAAAGCGACGAAGCGAAAGGCUCAGAAGCGAAAGGAACCCGCACAAGACCCUAAGACGAAACAUCCAUUUUUCGCGGGCAAAAAGAACAUUGAUAGCAGACCAACGACCCCUACACCUGCGAAGCCUACCAAGGCUCCUCAAAAGCCUCGACACACAGUCUUCAUGUCGACACCAGUGUCUCCAAGAAAGCCGCGGAAUACCUUCACAUCGAGCAAAAUGGCCCAGUUCGGCACUAAGAGUGCGGGUAUGAAGGAGCCCGGUUCCAUGUAUCCGAUGUGGCCAGCACAGGGAAUGAACCAUAUUCGCGGACUGACACCCGAGUCAGCCUUGGAGAACAAGACAAUUCAGGUAUCUCAUCUUGCCAAAAAGUCCAAGGGCCACAAGGUUAUUAUAUCGUCCGCCGAAUCUGUUGUCAGCCAAGUUCGUUGUCGAUUGGACAUUGAUGGAAUUAAGAGAUCAUUGCCAAAAGAUGACCAUAGCUUCCUACCACCGCCACCGCAGCUCCGAUUGCCAACACGUCACUUUGAAAGCGGUAAAAAGUUGAGGCGCAGAAUCCGUAAUGAGAUUCACAGCAAUCUACCUACACACUCACGCUACACCCGCGAAUCCAGCCCGGACGAACUUGCCUUGGAGAAGCCUGCACCAGUCCAUCCAGCAGUUGUGUUGCAUUGGAACUCGUUAGAAACACAGCUUUCCGCUUUUGACCGGUCUACUUGCGAAGGCUCGGCAUGGACACAAAAAUAUGCUCCAAAGACCGCAGCCCAAGUUCUUCAAUCCGGUCAAGAGAUACUUAUUCUGAAGCAGUGGCUUGAAAAGCUCAAGGUACUGUCUGUGGAGAGUGGAAAUGGCGACGGCAAGACGAAAAGCAAAACCGAUGAUGGCCACAAGAAGAAGAAGCGAAAAAACAAAGUUGACGACUUCAUCGUUAAUAGCGAGGACGAGGACAGCGAAAUUGAUGAACUUAUGGAGUUUAGCGAUGGGGUACAAAACGACCGCCUGAUAUCUAAGAGGUCACUUAUCCGCGGAGGCUCGCUAGGGACUAAGAGUCGCUUGGCGAACGCAAUCCUGCUUAGCGGUCCGCAUGGCUGUGGUAAAAGCGCAGCAGUCUAUGCCGUCGCCAAAGAACUUGGUUUUGAGAUUUUUGAAAUCAAUUCUAGCACAAGACGCAGUGGUAAGGAUAUUCUGGAAAAGGUUGGCGAUAUGACGCGCAACCAUUUGGUCCAGCAACAUCGAGCCCAGGCCGGAAACAAUGACGACGAUACUAUGAACGAAGUCAAAUCUGGAAAGCAGGCGACAAUGGCUUCUUUCUUUAAAGCCAAGACUACGGCAACGAGCAAACCGGUCCCCAAAAAGCCGGAACCGUCUGAUGACAAACCCAAAGUGCCAAAGGCGCAGAAACAGUCAUUGAUUUUACUAGAAGAGGUUGACGUCCUGUACGAAGAGGACAAACAGUUCUGGUCUAGUCUGGUAACUAUGAUGAGCCAGUCCAAGAGACCAUUUAUAAUGACGUGCAAUGAUGAAAGCUUGGUGCCAAUUCAGACGCUAAACUUGCAAGGCAUCUUCAGGCUUAGCCUCCCUCCACCCAGCUUGACAGUUGAUCUCUGCCUGCUCCUUGCAGCAAAUGAAGGCCAUGCCCUAAAACGCUCAGCUGUAGAGUCACUUUGCAAGUCGGUUGGAGGAGAUUUGCGAGCAGCCAUUACUAAUUUGAACUUCUGGUGCCAGCUCGGUGUUGGUGAUCGAAGAGGAGGUUUCGACUGGUUCUACCUGCGCUGGCCAAAAGGUACCGAUCUUGACGAGUCUGGCGAUGUUGUCCGGGUCGUCAGUGAGGAUACAUACCAAAAGGGCAUGGGAUGGGUAGGGCGCGAUCUACUUGUUUCUGAAGACACUAGAUGUAACGUGGAGGAGGCUAGCAUUUGCCAAUCCUGGAACGCAUGGGGACAAGACUUGGUCAACCGACAAACCACGAGCGAACUUUGCAGAUGGGCCGCGUCGACCGAUGCUCAAGACCCGCGCACAAGACUCCAAAACUUGAAGACCUUUGAAGCGUUCUCCGUCGCCAUGAGCGAUGCCGACCUUUGCGCUAGAGGCGGAUUUGCAAACUCGGCUCAGGAAAGACUGGAUGCCUCUGUUCCAGAUAUGCAGGCUUCAGUGCGUGAUGACUACAUCAUUGGUCGUACCUUGCUAGAUGCCGAGCCGGCCAAUUAUUCAUACUGUGACAGCCAGUUGAUCUCUGCAUCAAUUCAAUCGCUAGCAAGGCAGCGCUUGGAACGGCAGAUUCCGACCCAGGUCCAGUCAUUCCCCAUGAUGGGAGAAGCGUCGACAGUUGGCGCACUGGACGCGUCGUUUGCUCGAACACAAGCGCCUCUGACUCGGUAUGAUAUUGCUGUCGCGUUCGAUGCGAUUGCAGUAUCACCAAAGUCUACACCAUCAACACACCUCGAUCCAUCUGUCUUUGAUCGCAAUACGAACCUUAUUGUGUUGGACGUGGCCCCAUGGGUGAGAAGCAUCACAAUAUAUGACGAGCAGCUAAUGCAAGGCCGCAUGCGCCUGAACAACCUACUCAAUGAAGGAGGCGGGCGCAAGCGCAUGAGGACGACACGAGCCGCAUACUCUGCGCUAGAAGGCGGGGAGCGGAGCACGACAAGAAGAGACUAUUACUUUGGCGGCGUGCUGCAUCCGGCACAUGUGAUGAGAACGGCUGGUGCAGGCUGGACAGAGGCGGCUGAGCGGCUGUAUGCAUACAUGAUGGAACGGGCGAGGCUUGCUGCAGAGGCAAGGCUCAUGGAAGAACGGCGACUGCUAGAAAUGCAAGCCGUCCCAGUCGAUCCAAUGCUGAUGAAUACUGUUUUGGGGGAGUAGACGAGGCGUUUUAAUGUUUUCCUGUCGCAUUUACACUGGACAUUAUAGGUAGCAUAAUUGAUGGUUUUACAAUAGCAUGUGUUGUUGUCCCCGGUAUGGUGCUUGGUCAGGCUACUGCAGCCACAUGCUGUGCUAGAUGCGUGCACAUAGUGAAAUAAACGGAGCCUGUAAGGACAAGUUGGUGUGCUUUAGACGAC